This is a messenger RNA of Octodon degus (degu), 2342 nucleotides long. RefSeq names its product KN motif and ankyrin repeat domains 3 (gene Kank3). Bases 105 to 2234 code for a protein of 709 amino acids. Gene Ontology annotation, molecular function: protein binding. Lineage: Eukaryota; Metazoa; Chordata; Mammalia; Rodentia; Octodontidae. The transcript is spliced from 12 exons. Gene Ontology annotation, cellular component: cytoplasm; cytoskeleton. Gene Ontology annotation, biological process: negative regulation of actin filament polymerization. The record is from RefSeq and is a predicted model, not a curated record.
CACUUGCAGCUGGUGCAGGGGACAGGAAACAGCUGCUUGGGAACUGGAAGGGGCCCUGCCUGGCCUUGGAGCGGGGAAGGAAGAGCCAGGGACUCAGGUUGUGUAUGGCAGCUACUUCAGAAAACAUGGCCAAGUUUGCCCUGAAUCAGAACCUGCCUGAUCUGGGCGGCUCUCGCCUGUGCCCCGUUCCUGUCGGGGGCUCGCCCGGCCUGAGCUCGCCCUACUCCGUGGAGACGCCCUACGGCUUCCACCUGGACCUGGACUUUCUCAAGUACGUGGAGGAGCUGGAGCGCGGCGGCGCCGGCCCCCGCCGAGCCCCGGGCCCCCCGCCCGCGCGCCGUCCCCGCGCUCCCCGCCCGAGCCUCGCAGGCGCGCGCAGCCCGGGCGCCUGGACAUCCAGCGAGUCCCUGGCCAGCGACGACGGCGGAAAGUCCGGCGCGCUCUCCCCUGGGGCUCCUCUGGGGCUCCAGUUGCCACCGCUUUCGCCGCGCGCACUCGUGCGCAAUGAGCGCGUCGAGAACACACUGCUGGAAACGAGCCGUCGGCUGGAGCUGGCACAAGCGCGCGAGCGCGCGCUCAGCCCUUCCCGCGCAGUGCAGUGCAGCCCGCGAGGGUCCGGCCGCAGUAGCCCCGCCCCCAGCCCCGCCCCCAGCCCCGCCCCGGUCUCUCCGGGCCCCGCGCAGCUCCAGCAGGUGCGAGAGCAGAUGGCAGCGGCGCUGCGGCGCCUGCGCGAGCUCGAGGACCUGGCGCGCGCGCUGCCGGAGCUGCAGGAGCAGGUGCGGGCGCUGCCGGACGCGUGGGUGACCGAGGCGCUGCUCGGGGUGCCUGCCGCUGCGGAGCGCGAGCUGGAGCUGCUGCGCGCCGGCCUGGAGCACCAGCGGGGCGUGAGCGCGCUGCUGCGCGGGCGGCUGCGGGAGCUGGAGGAGGCGGGCCAGGCUGCGCGGGAGGGGACCAGCCCAGCCCCGCCGCGCGACGCCACCACCCAGACCCCUUGGGGCUGUGCGGAGAAGACCACGCAGACUGAGCUUCCCGCGGCGGCCCCCUGCCUGACUCCGGAAAGGGAGAGCCCUCCUGGGGACAAGGCGGUGGCCCCUGCUGGCACCCUCAAAUCCAUCAUGAAGAAGAGAGAUGCCACCACCAGUCCCCAGUCCAGCCCCGGACCUAAGAGCCUGCAGUUUGUUGGCGUCGUCAACGGAGAGUACGAGAGCUCGUCCAGUGAGGACGACAGCGACAGCAGCGACAGCCAAGGCGGCGCCCCGCGGCCCCCCAGGAGUAGUUCUUCCGGUUCCGGGAAUGACAGCGGUGGGGAAUCCGACUCGGGCACACCCAGUGGUGGGGACGUUGGGGACCCUGGGCCAGAGGCAAAGGCGGAAGCGGAGCCUCAGCCCGGGACCCAGGAAAGGUACAAGCUGAGUCCUCGUUUGCGUGAGGCAUGCGCCACGCUUCAGAAACAGCUGGGCUGGCCCGGAGGAGUGGCUCACGACAGUAACGCAGCGCGCCUGGUGGCCCAGGAGUGGUUCCAGCUGUCCAGCCAGCGGCGCUCCCAGGCGCACUUGGUGGCCGGGGUGCUGCGCGGCUUGGCGAGCCUGGGGUCCCCCCUGCUGACACAUGUGGUGAACCUGGCAGACAGCAACGGAAACACGGCCCUGCACUACAGUGUAUCCCACGGAAACCUGGCCAUUUCGAGCCUACUGCUGGACACGGGGGUCUGUGACGUCAGCUGCCAGAACCGUGCUGGUUACUCCGCGCUCAUGCUGGCCUCGCUCGCCUCUGUGGGGCAGGGGCCGGAGGACAUGGCUGUGGUCAAGCGGCUCUUCACAAUGGGCGACAUCAAUGCCAAGGCCAGCCAGACAGGACAGACGGCCCUCAUGCUGGCCAUCAGCCAUGGCCGCCAGAACAUGGUGGCAGCCCUGCUGGAGUGUGGGGCCGACGUGAAUGUGCAAGAUGCGGAUGGGGCCACAGCGCUCAUGUGCGCCAGCGAGUAUGGGCGCCUGGACACUGUCCAGUUGUUGCUGAGCCAGCCAGGCUGCGACCCUGCCAUCCUGGACAAUGAAGGCACCAGCGCCCUGGCCAUUGCCCUGGAGGCAGAGCAGGACGAGGUGGCCGCUCUACUGCAUGCCCACCUGAGCCCCGGCCAGCCUGGCUCCCAGGCCCAGUCACCCCCAGGCUCUCCUGUAGCCACACCGGAUGAAGGACCAUGCAGUGAGGGCCAAGAGGGUGCCCCGUCCCAGUGAGCUACCAAAAACACCUCAGAGAGAUGCUUCUCUCCCGCCUCAGCCUCUGGAUCACCCACCCAGCCCUUUCAACUUCCUCCCUAAUAAAACACUGCUCCUACCCUCCCA